Molecule: messenger RNA, 1164 nt
Organism: Rhagoletis pomonella (apple maggot)
Lineage: Eukaryota; Metazoa; Arthropoda; Insecta; Diptera; Tephritidae
Exons: 2
Coding region: 286-1059 (257 amino acids)
Source: RefSeq, a predicted model, not a curated record
GCAUAUCCGUUCAUAUAUAUUUUAAUGUCUCAUAAGUCAGAAUCUGCAUAUAAACAUGUUUUGCAAUAUUUGCAAUCAAAUGUCAUCGAUUUGAAGCCGACGUCAGUAAUCACUGAUUUUGAAUGCAGUUUAUGUAAUGCUUUUAAAAGCGUAUACCCAACAGUGAAAACGGUUGGAUGUUGGUUUCACUACACGAAUGCUCUUUGACGGAAAGUUACGCAAAUUCCUGGAUUCACAGCUAAAUUGAACAGAGAUAAAAAUGCCAAAAACCUAUUUUCCAAAUUUAUGUAUCUACCAUUAUUGAAACCGGCUAAUAUUAUAGAAGCCUAUAGCAUUUUAAAACAAGAUGCUAUGGAUGUAAAAUUUGUUAAUGCAUCAAAUAAUACAGAAAGCUUCUUUAAACCAUUUAUAAAUUACUUCGAGCGACAAUGGAUGAAAAAAGAAAAACCUGUAAACUUUUCAGUGUAUAAAGAACCUGUCAGGACAAGUAAUUCUGCUGAAGGUUUCCAUAGCAGAUUGAAUAUGAAACUUCCAAAACGAGGCACGUUUUACAACUUCCUAGAAACCCUUUUCGAAUUAGAUUUUGUAAAAUCCAUGGAUUAUUCAAAAUCUAUUUCUGGUUGUACGAAUCUAUAUAAAUCAAAACCAUUCGGCAAUAAAGUUCGCGACAAAUUUAUUAAAAAACGGCUAGACUUAUUAAAAAACAAUAAAAUAUCUUUGAUGGAAAUUCUCAGUCAGUUUUCUAAAAUGGAAAACUGCAUACUUGCAGAAAAAUUCGUCAAUGAAAUCCAUAGUUCCGAUGAUGAUUAUGAAGACGACGACGACAGUAAUGAAGAUCAACAUUGUACAGAUCAUAUACAAACGCAACAAAAUAUGACAUUGUUAUGCGUAAUUUGCUGCGAAAGGGAAAGGGAACUCUUGUUCGACCCAUGUCAUCAUUAUAAAGUUUGUCAAACAUGCUUUCAAAAAAUGGAAGAAAACAGCAAAUUAAAGGGCGUACAAACAUUGUGCCCAAUUUGUCGCAGUAUAAUAAAAGAAGCAAAACAAAUAUUUUGUUAAUAAUACAAUUAAACUCAUAUGUUAUUAUAUACCUAGAACUAUAUUGAAAUAGUGUUUAAUUUUUUGUUACACGUAAUUUUUGGUUUUCAUGUUGUUUGAUUUGUU